Messenger RNA from Sander lucioperca (pikeperch), 1827 nucleotides. RefSeq names its product glutamate dehydrogenase, mitochondrial-like. Gene Ontology annotation, molecular function: L-glutamate dehydrogenase (NAD+) activity. Lineage: Eukaryota; Metazoa; Chordata; Actinopteri; Perciformes; Percidae. Gene Ontology annotation, cellular component: mitochondrion. Bases 62 to 1726 code for a protein of 554 amino acids. Gene Ontology annotation, biological process: L-glutamate catabolic process. The transcript has 13 exons. The record is from RefSeq and is a predicted model, not a curated record.
AUUUUCCUUCCCCAACACUAUCCAACUCACACGACGGGUAACGUCUUCUAAAACAUAGAAUAUGUACCGGGUUUUCGGAGGGAUUCUUACCCGGGGAGCGGGAAGCAGCAGCGCCGCCGCUGCUGCCGUUGGAGCCGUUGGUGCCGCUGCCGUUGACGCUGCUCUCCCAGCGGCAGCGUCCGCGUCUCUGUCUCUUCGGUACCGCGGCUACAGCCAAGCCGUGGACCGGCACGAUGACCCGAACUUCUUCACCAUGGUGGAGGGCUUCUUCGACCGGGGCGCCGCUAUCGUGGAGGACAAGCUGGUGGAGGGACUGAAGACCCGAGAGAGCCCCGAGCAGAGGCAGAAACGCGUCCGCGGAAUCCUGCGCAUCAUAAAGCCGUGUAACCACGUUCUGAGCGUCAGCUUCCCCAUAAAGAAGGACAACGGAGAGUGGGAGGUGAUAGAGGGCUACCGGGCUCAGCACAGCCAGCACCGGACGCCCUGCAAGGGAGGGAUCCGUUACAGCACUGAUGUGUCUGUGGACGAGGUGAAAGCUCUGGCCUCGCUGAUGACCUACAAGUGUGCUGUGGUCGAUGUGCCGUUUGGUGGAGCCAAAGCCGGAGUGAAGAUCAACCCGAAGAAUUACUCUGACAACGAGCUGGAGAAGAUCACCCGGAGGUUCACCGUCGAGCUCGCCAAGAAGGGCUUCAUCGGUCCAGGUAUUGAUGUUCCUGCCCCCGACAUGAGCACCGGUGAGAGGGAGAUGUCGUGGAUCGCUGACACCUUCGCCACCACCAUGGGCCACUACGACAUCAACGCGUACGCCUGCGUCACGGGGAAGCCCAUCAGUCAGGGAGGAAUCCACGGGCGGAUCUCCGCCACCGGCCGAGGAGUUUUCCACGGCAUCGAGAACUUCAUCAACGAGACGGCCUACACGAGCCAGCUGGGCCUGAGUCCCGGCUUCAACGACAAGACCUUCGUGGUCCAGGGUUUCGGUAACGUGGGUCUCCACUCGAUGCGUUACCUUCAUCGCAACGGAGCGAAGUGCGUUGGGAUCGGAGAAAUGGACGGAAGCAUCUGGAACCCCAACGGCAUCGACCCCAAAGAGCUGGAGGACUACAAACUGGAGAACGGGACCAUUGUGGGUUUCCCGAACGCGAAGCCGUACGAAGGAAGCAUCCUGGAGGCCGACUGUGACAUCCUGAUCCCCGCCGCUAGCGAGAAGCAGCUGACCAAGAGCAACGCUCACAAGAUCAAGGCCAAGAUCAUCGCUGAGGGAGCCAACGGUCCGACCACGCCGGACGCCGACCGCAUCUUCCUGGAGAGAAACAUCAUGGUGAUCCCGGACAUGUACCUAAACGCCGGCGGUGUGACCGUUUCCUACUUUGAGUGGCUGAAGAAUCUGAAUCACGUCAGUUACGGUCGACUCACCUUCAAGUACGAACGGGACUCAAACUACCACCUGCUCAUGUCGGUCCAGGAGAGUCUAGAGAGGAAGUUUGGGAAACAUGGCGGCUCCAUCCCCAUCGUCCCCACCUCUGAGUUCCAGGCCAGAGUCGCUGGAGCGUCAGAGAAAGAUAUAGUUCACUCAGGUCUGGCCUUCACCAUGGAGCGCUCUGCUAGGCAAAUCAUGCGGACGGCCAACAAGUAUGACCUGGGUCUGGAUCUGCGGACGGCCGCGUACGUCAACGCCAUCGAGAAGGUCUUCAACGUUUACAACGAGGCCGGCCUCACCUUCACAUAGAGACCGUCUGUCUGUCUGUCUGUCUGUCUGUCUGUCUGUCUGCCUGUCUGUCUGUCUGUCUGACUGACUGUCUGUCUGUCUGUCUGUCUGGCAUUUCUUUG